Messenger RNA from Dendrobium catenatum, 2487 nucleotides. RefSeq names its product protein NPG1. NCBI's taxonomy places the organism in Eukaryota, Viridiplantae, Streptophyta, Magnoliopsida, Asparagales, Orchidaceae. The record is from RefSeq and is a predicted model, not a curated record. Bases 279 to 2318 code for a protein of 679 amino acids. Gene Ontology annotation, molecular function: protein binding. The transcript has 5 exons.
CACAGUUCAUCAUCGAUUCUUCUUCCGAAUACUGUACCUCUCGGCCUUUCUGACCAUUUCUAUUUUCGUCCUGUACUCAAGCUCAGUGAGCAUUCAUGGAUCUCGCGCUUCUCGUCGGAGUCCCCUCUCGACCACCGCCACCGAUAUGUUCUGAGCCCGGCUGCGGUCCCCAGUCUGACGAUUUCGGGUUAUGAGAACAAUCUUCGGCACCGAUCUCACCGCUCUGUUCGCUUCUGCUACUCGCUGAGUUGCGGUGGCUGGCGGAGGUGGAAAGAGUGAUGGGGGAGGAGACUUCAGUAAACGGCGCGUCGGUGAAGGCGUCGGAAUGCGAGGUUAAGCAGGACGAUGGAGAGAUCCAUGAGGCGGAGUCGUCGCUGCGAGAGGGGCUUUCGCUGAACUACGAGGAAGCAAGAGCCCUCCUUGGUAGGCUUGAAUAUCACAGAGGCAAUAUUGAAGCUGCUUUGAGGGUUUUUGAUGGUAUUGACCUCCAAGCUGCCAUCCAUCGCCUACAAUCUUCACUUUCUGAUAAACUUUCUCCAAGGAAAAGCCGUCAUCGUGGUGAAUUACAGCAUUCAGCAUCACAACAUGCCGCUAGGCUUGUUCUUGAAGCCAUAUAUUUGAAGGCAAGAUCUCUUCAGAAGCUUGGCAGGGCUUCUGAGGCUGCUAUAGAAUGCAAAAGUGUCCUUGAUGCUGCAGAGAAGAUGUUCCGUCAUGGCAUACCGGAUGUGUUGGUUGAGAAUAAAUUACAAGAAACAGUUCGUAAGGCUGUGGAGUUACUUCCAGAACUCUGGAAGCAAGCUGGACAGUAUCAGGAAGCUUUGGCUUCAUAUAGACGUGCUCUUCUUGGUCACUGGAAUCUUGAAGAUGAAUGCCGUGUGGGUAUACAGAAAAGAUUUGCAGUCCUCCUGCUAUAUGGUGGUGUAGAGGCUGGUCCCCCAUGUUUGGCUGCUCAAACGGAUGGUUCAUUUGUUCCAAAAAACAACUUGGAGGAGGCCAUCUUGCUCUUAAUGAUUUUGUUGAAGAAAUGGUAUCUUGGUCAGAUUCAGUGGGAUCCAUCAUUGAUGGAUCAUUUUACAUUUGCCUUAUCCCAAUGCAGUCAGACUAAUAUUUUGUCAAGACACAUUGAAGAGGUCUUACCUGGAAUGUAUCCCAGACGUGAUAGGUGGUAUACCUUAUCUCUUUGCCUCUGCGGAGCAGGACAUGAUGAAGAGGCUUUAAAUUUACUAAGGAAAGUUCUGCAUAAGCAUGAAAAUCCGGGUGAUUUGAGGGCAUUGCUAUUAGCAGCUAAGAUCUGUAGCAAGGAUUGUCUCCUAGCUUCUGAAGGAAUCUAUUAUUCCCAAAAUGUCAUCGCCAAUGGCCAAAGGGCAGAGAAGCAUCUUAGUAGUUUGGGCCUUCAAUUUUUGGGCAUUUGCAUGGGAAUGAAAGCUAAGUCUGCGCUGUCUGCCCAAGAAAGGUGUCGCCUGCAAGCUGAAGCAAUAAGUUCUCUGGAGGCCGCGGUGAUUCUAGAUCAGCAUAAUUCGGAGUUGAUAUUUGACUUGGGCCUUCAAUAUGCUGAAGAAUGCAAUACAAAUGCUGCAAUUCGAUGUGCAAAAACUUUUAUUGAUGCAACUGGUGGAGCAAUGCUGAAGGGUUGGAGGUUACUCUCUUUGCUCCUUUCUGCCCAGCAAAGAUACCUGGAGGCCGAAGUUGUUACGGAUGCUGCUUUGGAUGAGACAUCGAAGUGGGAACAAGGGCCGUUACUUAGAAUUAAAGCAAAAAUAAAGGUUGCUGAAUCUUUACCUAUGGAUGCAGUUGACACAUACUGUUUCCUGCUUGCUCUUGUUCAGGCCCAAAGGAAGUCUUUUAGUUCUUUCAAGAGCAGUACACAGAUUGAGUAUGUCAACGAAUUUGAAGUCUGGCAAGAUCUUGCAUGUCUCUAUUCAAGCCUUUCACUAUGGAAAGAUGUUGAGGCUUGCUUGGCGAAAGCUAUGGCAUUGAAACCCUAUUCAGCUUCUACGUUGCAUUCAAAAGGUUCCAUGCAAGAAGCUCGGUCAGAGACUCAAGCAGCACUGUCAUCUUACAGCAGUGCUCUCUUUCUGGAUCCUGAUCAUGUGGCUAGUAAGGUGUCUCUUGGUGCUCUUCUAUGGCGGAGCGGAUCGAAGCCAUUAGCCAUAGCCAGAAGCUUUCUAUCGGAUGCUCUCCGGCUUGAACCGGCAAAUCGGCAAGCCUGGUAUUAUUUGGGAAUGGUGCACAAAGAAGAUGGAAGGUACGCAGAUGCUGCUGAUUGCUUCUUGGCAGCUUCCAUGCUUGAGGAGUCUGAACCUGUAGAGUGUUUAUGAGUUGAUCUCAUUUUAAGAUUUGAUUGUUCUGAGUUUCAAAUGAUGUAUAGAUUUUAGGUGGAGAGCUUUUCUUUUUUUCUUUUUUUUUUCUUCUUUUUUUUAGUGUGAUAUUCACUUUCUCCUUGUAAUUUAUUUGCUGCUUCUUCUACACAGUUUUAUAUUUUUUUUA